GAGUUUUUGGGAGUAGUUGGACAGCCAUUGCAGUGUCGUGGCUCAGUAACAAAACACGAAACAGGAGGAGACCUGACAUCCAACAGGCUCACUUGAUCCCCCCUCGGACCCAUUUACAUGACCAGCGUGGAUAGAACAUCUACCUAACCAGCCCUCACCUAAACUACAGGAACGACUGUGGAGAUGUCUUUCAUAUUUUCCUUUAUCACUAACAGCCUCAAUGGUGUACUACAGUUUUUAGGCCUGCUGAAGAAGUCUGGCAAGCUAGUAUUCCUCGGCCUGGACAAUGCUGGCAAAACGACACUACUGCACAUGCUCAAAGAUGACAGACUGGGACAGCAUGUGCCAACAUUACAUCCCACCUCGGAAGAGUUGACAAUUGCUGGGAUGACGUUCACCACAUUCGACCUCGGGGGUCACGCACAAGCCCGCCGUGUGUGGAAAAACUACCUCCCGGCGAUCAACGGCAUCGUCUUCCUGGUGGACUGUGCCGACCACACCAGAUUGGCCGAAUCAAAAGCAGAACUAGAUGCGCUAAUGACAGACGAGACCAUUGGAAAUGUGCCUAUUCUGAUACUGGCCAACAAGAUCGACAGACCUGAAGCCAUCAGUGAGGAGAAGCUGAGGGAAGUGUUUGGACUCUAUGGACAGACGACAGGGAAGGGCAACAUCCCCAUGAAGGAGCUGAACACGAGACCACUGGAGGUGUUCAUGUGCAGCGUGCUGAAGAGGCAAGGUUACGGAGAAGGCUUCCGCUGGCUCUCGCAAUACAUCGACUAAAGCCGCGGCCCGCCCCAGGCAAAGAAGUGACCACGACGACGACACAACAGACGACAUCAGAGGGCUCGAACCCCAACCACUCGAGACGCCCCCGAACCAUCAUACUCAGCCCCACGUUUGGUUAAGCAAGUUUGCCUCCACCUCCACAGAAACCAGUACAACCUGAUCCCAAUAGACUUUUAUUGGUCGAACAUUUGGUUCUGCACCUACAGCCUUCAUAACUGUACGCGCGCGCACACACACACACUCUCGUUUUCUGCUCUUUUCUCUGAGAGAAUAACAUGAUUCCACGUUUAAAGGUGUUUGAUUUUCAGAUGAAUGAGUCUUUUCUAUAUUGUGUCAGUUGGUCGCUGCCCUCUCUCUCUCUCUCUCUCUCUCCCUCUCCCCCUCUCUCUCUCGCUCUCGCUCUCGCUCUCUCUCUCUCUCUUUCUGUCGUUCUCUCUCGCCGUCUGUAGAGUGAGACCAAGCAUUCUAAAUGUAAAUCUGUACAUGAUUCCACUGGUACAUCCCCAACCCCUGACGCCUCUCUCUCUCUCUCCCUUAAUCAGCUCAUUUUGUGCAAUGAGAGCGCUCCAUAGUUGUAUACAUGGCAGUACAUUUUUAACAUCCAUUCACUGUAUUUAAUCGCAUUUUUACAUGAUCGCAGCUGAGCCCAACAUCAACGUGGCUGUUCGGGUAAUGUAUUAACGGACCAGUACAUUUAUCAUAGUCCUUCACCAAUUAGGUUUUUUUUUGUUUUGUUUUGUUUUGUUUUUUUUUGGGGGGGGAGGGUUGUGUGCAAGAUGAAAUGUAUUUUGGUGCUGACCUCUAGUGGGUCGGCGCAGUAGGAUCAAUUGGACCGUCCGCCCGGCAUGCAGCGCUCACCUGGCUGUAGCAAAAGAGAUUUUUAUGAGAGGAUAUUACUCCCGGACAGGUACUCCGACUGUGCGUAGAUGGCACCACAGACGUUUGUUGCAAACAAAUAUUCAAUCUAGCUUCAUGAUUCCACGUAGCGGAGAGUGACAGGAGAGAACCUAGUGACCAAGCGCAGGUAACCACGGCCUCAGUCCCCCAGUGAGCACUCGUUCUUAGACCAAUGCCGCCUAUCAGAGAGGGACCAUGAAUAUAUGAAAUGUACUCCGACAUCGUACAUGGAUAUUGUAUCUAUAGGUGACAUCCUUUGAUCUAUGUGCAUUACCAGAUACUAUUAUGCAUGCCUUCUUUUGAUUUUUUUUUUGUUUACUAUAUCACAAUGUAACAAGAGGAAGAUGCCAAAAUUUACAAAGGAUUUUUUUUUUUAACAGAAUUGAGAGUAAUACUCGCUGUCCCGAUACCUUAUAGUCUAUUUCAUUCCCUCAUGAAUACACAAUGAGCUGUUCCAAAAAUAAAAACAAAGAGGUGGGACUUGCUGUUC
Synchiropus splendidus (mandarinfish) is the source of this 2173-nucleotide messenger RNA. RefSeq names its product secretion associated, Ras related GTPase 1B (gene sar1b). NCBI's taxonomy places the organism in Eukaryota, Metazoa, Chordata, Actinopteri, Syngnathiformes, Callionymidae. The transcript is spliced from 7 exons. Gene Ontology annotation, biological process: endoplasmic reticulum to Golgi vesicle-mediated transport; intracellular protein transport; vesicle organization. The record is from RefSeq and is a predicted model, not a curated record. Gene Ontology annotation, molecular function: GTP binding; GTPase activity. The coding region runs from base 184 to 780 and encodes 198 amino acids. Gene Ontology annotation, cellular component: endoplasmic reticulum exit site; COPII vesicle coat.